Molecule: messenger RNA, 423 nt
Organism: Caenorhabditis angaria
Lineage: Eukaryota; Metazoa; Nematoda; Chromadorea; Rhabditida; Rhabditidae
Source: the annotation of a GenBank genome assembly
AUGCCAAAACGAACGCAAAAACAAAUGUCAACAGCGCUGAGCGCGAAUAAAGAAAUCAUCGAAAAGAAGUUGAAGGAAAAUCAGGAACUACGCGAAAAAAUCAAAGAAUUGGAAGAAUACAAAGUGGGCGAUGUUUUGGAGAGCGCUGAUAGUCUUCGUCAGCAGAUUUUCCGAUGCAAAAUGCAAUUGCGCAGCACUUUGGAGGAAUUGAAAAUUCGAACACAACAAUUGAAGGAAUGCGAGAAGAGUCGAAAUGAUAGAGGAAUUAUUAUCAAAGGAUUGGAGAUGAGUUUGGAGCAUCAGAAAUUGUUGAGAUUGGAGGCUAAAAGAGAUGCGACAGCGAAGACGAAAUUAUUGAUUGAUUUGGCGGAAAAUCGAGAAGGAAAGAAGGAAGUGAAAGCUGAAGUGGCCGAAAGACUUUGA